Molecule: messenger RNA, 2002 nt
Organism: Penaeus chinensis
Lineage: Eukaryota; Metazoa; Arthropoda; Malacostraca; Decapoda; Penaeidae
Product: RYamide receptor-like
Exons: 1
Coding region: 655-1659 (334 amino acids)
Biological process (GO): neuropeptide signaling pathway
Cellular component (GO): membrane
Molecular function (GO): neuropeptide Y receptor activity
Source: RefSeq, a predicted model, not a curated record
CUAAAAUACUUAAUCUUAUAAAAAAGGUCACUACUUACGAAAUAAAUCGGUGAGCAGAACCAUCACCUGUGGCGCAAUUUCCCCUCAAUGAUCACAGGUAGUGGAGGUGGGGGUCACUUAAUCUCUCAGGAGACGGCCACAAAGAUAAUGAUCGUUUAAGCGCAACCAGGUGUGAGAAAACGAGUUCCAGGUGAUAAAGGCCUUUGAUAAAGACGGACUUAUUGAAAGAUAAAGAACACACCUGCACUGGGAAUCAUACGCCCGAUUAAUGUUUAAGUGCCGACUCGUGAAUUUUCUAAUCAGAGUGAAAAAUAAAUAGUAAAAGUGAUUGUGAGGGUUACUGAGAACGUUUAAAGAUCUUCGUUCCUUUAACUUUAUUUUCCAUUUAAUCAUUUCUCCUUUGAAAAGAAGAACAAAUUGGUAAUAAAGUGAACUGUUUUAUUUUACGAAAUUCGAACAGUGAAGUAUGGUGAUACAGAACAGACAGAGGGAGGAAAACAUCCCAGAAAUGAGGCGAUGUAUCUGACACAGAAAGGGGGAAAAAGGACACCAGGCACGAUCAUGCAUGUAACUCGCAUAAAAAGGGACCAAUAACUGGACGACAGACCGCCUACUUUUUCACGAGAGAGAAAGAGAGAAAGAAAAAUAAUAGACAUGGCCACGGAGGAAUACAGGUGGGAUAGAUUCCUCUCCCUUCCCGAGGAGGAACGGAACAGAAGCGAGGAGGUCCUGUUCCUCUGUGAUCCGGACGACAACCUGAGCGUGCCCGUGCAUAAGCUCAUGUUCGCCUGCGACCACUGCCUGGAGAGGGAGCAGGUCCUGGGGCUCUGGGGGCAAGGCGUGUGCGACCUCCCCCCGAGUCCCGUGUUCGACACCUCCAUCUACGUCCUGUACAUCUCCAUCCUGGUGUUCGCGGUGCUGGGAAACUCCAUGGUGGUUUACGUGGUGUGCUCCUCGGCCAAGAUGCGCACCGUCACCAACUACUUUAUCGCGAACCUCGCUGUGGGCGACCUGUUCAUGGCCAUCUUCUGCGUGCCGUUCUCCUUCAUGAGCACCCUCAUCCUCAAGUACUGGCCCUUCGGCGGCGAGCUGUGCGUGGCCGUCAACUACCUCCAGGCCGUGUCCGUGUUCGUGUCGGCCUACACCCUCGUGGCCAUCAGCCUCGACCGCUACUUCGCCAUCAUCUACCCCCUGCGGCCCCGCAUGACCCGCUUCCAGGCCAAGGUCAUCAUCGCCGCCGUGUGGGUGCUCGCCCUGGCCACCACGCUCCCGGUCGCGAUCUACUCCAAGCUGUUGGAGCCGCCCUUGAACUGGUACCGGUACUUCGGCCACCAGGUGUGCACGGAGGACUGGGGGGACAGCGACACCAACAAGGACUCCCGCACAGCCUACAGCGUGGCGCUCAUGCUCCUGCAGUAUUCCCUGCCGCUGGCGGUCCUCAUCUUUACGUACUCCAGGAUCGCCGUCGUGGUCUGGGGCAAAAAGAACCUCGGGGAGACGCCGGCCAGGAUGGACAGGAUCGCCAGGAGUAAAAGGAAGGUAGGGUGGCCGAGGUCCUUCGUCUCCGCGAAACCCCUUCUCUUGCAGGAACGGAAAAGGCGACGAACAGAGAAAAAAAAAAAAAAAAAAAAAAAAAAAAAGGAAGAUGUAAAAGACUAAAACACAAUAAAGUAAACGAAAAAAAAAAAAAAACGAAAAAAAAGGUCCUGUUUACACAUGAUGGCGAUAAUACAACAGACUAGUUUAAAGACAAGAAAAUAUUCAACACUUUUUUUCAUUAUUUUUUUUUUUCUUUUUGCUCACAAAAAUUAAAUCACAAAAAUAUAAUAACUAACAGUUAUAACAAGAAAUUAUAAGGAUAAUUUUCACUAUGAAACCUGUUCAUACAACCCGUCAUUCGUAGCGAAAUAUAAUUGUUUCCGAUAACUUUUGAUAAGGACUAAAACAAGAUGAUAAUAGCAAUAAAAUGAAAGUAAUGAUAAUAUCACUAAUAAACAUUAUG